This is a messenger RNA of Lytechinus variegatus (green sea urchin), 1686 nucleotides long. RefSeq names its product putative tyramine receptor 2. Gene Ontology annotation, cellular component: membrane. NCBI's taxonomy places the organism in Eukaryota, Metazoa, Echinodermata, Echinoidea, Temnopleuroida, Toxopneustidae. The coding region runs from base 1 to 1686 and encodes 561 amino acids. The transcript has a single exon. Gene Ontology annotation, biological process: G protein-coupled receptor signaling pathway. The record is from RefSeq and is a predicted model, not a curated record. Gene Ontology annotation, molecular function: G protein-coupled receptor activity.
AUGGUCGUCAUCUCCGAGUCCUCAAAGUUACAUCUCUCCAUCGCUGUGGUGUGUUUAUGCAUCAUCGCCUUAGUAGGAGUUAUUGGGAACUGUUUAGUUCUAGGAGCCAUUGUGACCUCCAGGAAAUUACAAACUAAGAUAAACUGCUUCAUAGCGAGUUUAGCGGUGUGCGAUCUUUUAUCCUCUCUGACUCUCCCCGGACAAAUCGUCGUGAUCUCGAACAUGAUCAAGCACGAUAUAACGGUGUCCUCGACGGUCUUGAAAUUGAUCUUCUCAGCUUUUAAUGUUGUUUGUAUCUCCUGUAGUAUUCUUACUCUGGCGGUAAUAGCUCUGGAACGGGUCAUCGUCAUCACGAGGCCCCGGGAGCUCUAUCGGAGAGUGUUCUCCUCCAGAAACAUAGCCAUCGUCAUCGUCUUCACCUGGACAUUCCCACCGCUAGCUAUUGUCCUCAUCGACGUCCCGAAGCUAGACAGCAUCGAUCACUACAUCAACGCACACACGUGCAUGGUCAAUGAUGGCGACAAUAAGCUCCACAUUUACGACAUCAUCGCCUUCAUCAACACCAACUCUGCCAUGGUCAUCGUUAUGAUCUGUUACUUGAAAAUUUACUUGCACGUAAAGCGCCAUCGCCGUAGCCUGGGGAAGAGAGAAACACAUCGGUCAAAGCCCAAACCAUCCUCAUCGGUGCUAACCAUUUCGAAUGUAGCUACUUGUUCGAGCACUGACCCUCCUCUUGCUGACGUUACACGUUCCCUUAAUGAAAGAGACUUGUCUGAAACCACAGACAAUUUCACAACGGCUAUCCAAUGUAACAAUUUAUCAUCUGAAAACAUUCGGAUAAGAUCACUUGAAUCAACCAGAAGCGACGACUUAGUUAUCUCUACAAUAACCUCGACAAGGGUAGCAGUUUUUGAUACAAACCCGAGUCACUCUUCUGUCGAACCCUAUGAAUCCAACAAUACUAAUGAAAUUAAUAUGUCUCAAACCGAUUCCUAUAGACAUGAUAAAAACGAUCAAAGCUACCUACAAGUGCCACCGUCAUCACUAGUAAAAAACAAUCACAGUCAUGACAAUAUGAAUGUCAUCACCGAAUGUCCUGAAGCAGUGCGCCGUGAUCUUGAUAGCAAGUCAGCCAGUACCAAUGCCGCUGAUCUCUUGGAUGACAUAAAAGAUGAAACUGUUUUACCAAACAUGCCAUUCCCCAUACUGGUUGAUGCCCCAAGUACGAGCUCCAUUUCAAGAAUCCCACCAAACACCAUUCAAGGGACACCCAACAAACCCACACCAAGCACCAGGUCGCUCCAGGUCAGAGGAACCCUGUCAGGGACAAGAGCAUGCAGCUUCGCCAGUGCUGAACGGUGCCGGGUCCCGAUGAAUCGUCGCUCCAGACAGCGAGAUAAGGAUGAAAUGGCUAUCACCAAGAAUCUCCUGAUGGUGGUCUUCGUAUCUUACCUCUGCAUCAUGCCCGAGAUGGGGUGUCUCUUUGUCCGGUUCGUUCACGGUCCCGUCUGCGCCUGUCUCUAUUCCUUCACCAUCCUCGUCUGCAACCACUGCAUCAAUCCCAUCGUAUACGCCUACCGACAUCCCAUAUUCAAACCUGUCUUACGAUGCCUGCUCAGGAGGAGGUUGUCUGACAUCCCAGAACCGUCGCCAUGGUUGAGGCGAUUCAUGGCAAGAAAUCAGUGA